Molecule: messenger RNA, 777 nt
Organism: Truncatella angustata
Lineage: Eukaryota; Fungi; Ascomycota; Sordariomycetes; Amphisphaeriales; Sporocadaceae
Product: short-chain dehydrogenase/reductase SDR
Exons: 2
Coding region: 1-777 (258 amino acids)
Source: RefSeq, a predicted model, not a curated record
AUGUCACCUGCUGGGUUUGCUAUUCUCAUCGGUGCUGGCCCUACAUCAGGCGCCGGCAUAGCCCGCAUCCUCGCCAGUCCAGCACAUGGCAACCUCGCCGUCGCCCUGCUGGCCCGUAACAAGGACAACCUGGAAACCCUGACAACAUCCCUCCGCCAGACCUCCAACGGCGGCGUCUUGCAUCCGUUUCCCUGCGACACCAAGCCGUCCAACCUGCAGCGGGUCUUCGCCGAGAUCAGCAAGCACCCGGACUUCAAGGACCUGAAGCUCAAGCUGGCCAUCUUCCACGUCAAGCACUCGCUCAAGAAGCCGUACCUGGAGACCUCGCCCGAGGAGUUCGAGCGCAACGUGGCCGAGUACACCACGGGCGCCUUCGCAUUUGGCCAGGAGGCGCUGAAGCUCUUCUACGCGCAGAACGGCGGCGAGACGCCCCUCUCCCCCUCGGCCCCCGAGAAGAAGGGCACCAUCAUCUUCACCGGCACCCUGGGCGCCAUGCGGACCAACGCCGGGUUCAACGCCUACGGCGCGGGCCGCAGCGCCGUACGCAUGAUCGCCCAGGGCCUGGGCAAGGAGCACUCCGGGAACGGCGUGCACGUCGUGCACACCAUUGCCAAUGGCGGGAUCAAGGACGACACGCCGGAGCAGAACGAGAGCAUCCGCGAGGGCAAGACCAUGAGUGCUGAGAGCGUGGGCAAGACGUACCUGUGGCUGAGCCAGAUGCCGCCCGACCUCUGGGUGGAUGAGCUGGACUUGAGGCCGGCGCAGGAGAAGUGGUGA